CUUACUUCAUGAUCGGGUUUAAAGCUACAGUGGAGGCCUUCUUCCUGUUCAUGUUGACCGUAGCUCUGGUUGCCUAUACAGCUACUGCUAUGACCAUGGCUAUAUCAGCUGACCAGAGUGUUGUGGCGAUCGCCAACAUCUUCAUGACCAUAGCCUUCGUCUUCAUGAUGAUCUUCUCAGGCCUGUUGGUGAACCUGCCCAGUAUUGUUGAGUGGCUAGCCUGGUUCCAGUACCUCAGCAUCCCUCGGUACGGACUAACAGCUCUCCAAAUUAAUGAGUUUGUAGGUCUCCAGUUCUGUGGAGACAUUCCCCUCAACGGCACCUUGCCCCCUGGUAUGACAUGCACGGGGGAAGACUUUCUGAAGAACCAGGGGAUCGACUACACCACGUGGGGGCUGUGGCAGAAUCACGUUGCCCUGGCGAUCAUGAUCGUAAUCUUCCUGGCGAUCGCGUACUUCAAACUACGCUUCACUAAGAAGUUCACAUAGAGGUCAGGGGUCACGGGUUAAGCCUAUUGUACACCUUCCCGUUCCUUGCUCUCUUGCUCCUUGCCCUUGGCUCAAACCAAAUGCUGCAAUAUCCAACUUCCACUUCUGUCCGCAUGGGACUCUGAAAUGUCAACAUGGGACUCUGA
Oncorhynchus keta (chum salmon) is the source of this 634-nucleotide messenger RNA. Its product is annotated as broad substrate specificity ATP-binding cassette transporter ABCG2-like. The coding region runs from base 9 to 488 and encodes 159 amino acids. The transcript has 4 exons. The record is from RefSeq and is a predicted model, not a curated record. NCBI's taxonomy places the organism in Eukaryota, Metazoa, Chordata, Actinopteri, Salmoniformes, Salmonidae. Gene Ontology annotation, molecular function: ABC-type transporter activity. Gene Ontology annotation, cellular component: membrane.